Lutzomyia longipalpis is the source of this 309-nucleotide messenger RNA. RefSeq lists its product as uncharacterized. NCBI's taxonomy places the organism in Eukaryota, Metazoa, Arthropoda, Insecta, Diptera, Psychodidae. The coding region runs from base 98 to 283 and encodes 61 amino acids. The transcript has 2 exons. The record is from RefSeq and is a predicted model, not a curated record.
AGGGUGAAAAUUGAAUCUAAAUGUGAUUGUUUUGUAAGCGGCUGACAAUCAGCUGUCAAAUCAAUCCGGUUCGUGUGAAGGCGUGAGAUAUUUUCCCAUGAAACUAGGAAAAUUAGGAAAAAUCGGCGUCGGUUGGACAGUGAUAACAGCAGCUGGGAUAUACGCAUUCGUAAUCUCAAAGCGUUCAAUUGAUAAGCGUCGUCAUGAGAGUAUGAAAGUACGAGAGCGUAUGAAGAAAGCAAAUUUUGGAGAAUACCCAGCGAGUUCCCGGAAAUUUGACUGAAUAAGGAUACACGCAAGGAAGCACAA